Messenger RNA from Funneliformis mosseae, 321 nucleotides. Lineage: Eukaryota; Fungi; Glomeromycota; Glomeromycetes; Glomerales; Glomeraceae. The record is from the annotation of a GenBank genome assembly.
AUGAUUCUUGGUCUUCGAUGCCUUGUACCAAAAAGCUUGUCGUGCAAAACACGUGCAACCAAGAGGAGAUUUUAUGUUGGUAUCACUAUGGAAAGGCGUAUGAAGAAUUCUCAGAGAAGAGUCAGCGAUCAAUCGGCUAGAAACCAAGUAUAUGAUGAUACAAUGGAGCACCUUCCUGAAGGGUUUACUAAAGAUGCUUUGCGUAAAAAAACUCAAAGGGCUAUGAAGAUUUAUAGCUUAUUCCAAAAAAUUGGAGUGGAUCAAAUAACAUUUACUCGGGAUCAAAACAUUUUCUUAUUAGACAAUGCCACCAGUAGGUAG